Sinocyclocheilus grahami is the source of this 3404-nucleotide messenger RNA. Its product is annotated as PWWP domain-containing protein 2A-like. Gene Ontology annotation, molecular function: chromatin binding. The coding region runs from base 1 to 3258 and encodes 1085 amino acids. Lineage: Eukaryota; Metazoa; Chordata; Actinopteri; Cypriniformes; Cyprinidae. Gene Ontology annotation, cellular component: chromocenter; nucleus. The record is from RefSeq and is a predicted model, not a curated record. The transcript has 3 exons.
AUGAGUGACUUGUCUACUGUUUCCAGUAAGGACUCUCCCGAACUUCCAGCGGAGUUGGAUCAGUCGCUCAUGUCAGCAGCAGAGGCGGAGGAUGUGAGCUCGCAUCCUCUUCAUCAGCAGAGCUUCAAAACGGAUCUCAGCGAGCCCGACAGGGUGUCGGCGGAGACGAAAGACCCGGUUCUGUGUCCGGCGGAGCCCGGCGCCGUUGAGCGCCUGAUGCUCGGCUCCGAGGUUCGAGUCACGCUGGAUCACAUCAUCGACGAUGCGCUCGUGGUGUCGUUUCGCUUGGGCGAGAAGAUCUUCUCUGGGGUACUCAUGGACCUUUCGAAAAGCUACGAACCCGAGCCAGGAGAGCAUGUGGUCGACCUAGAGGCCCACUCCGUCCCGGAAAUGGAGCUUUGUCAUCGACCCGAGGAUAUGGAUGCAGUUCAGGAAUGCAGCCAGGUCCAAAUGGAAAUCAGAAGGCCGGACCUUCAAGCCGCGGGAAAAGCCCUCGCUGCCCAUGCGGACGGAGAGCACACCGACACGGGUGGGUCCUGGAGCCGUCUGAGCACAGCCGAGCAGCCCGUGCUUGUGAACUACAGGUGCACAGAUUACAAGGAAUCCUUCUCGCCGAAGGUGGAGGCUGCAAACGAGGUCAGUGCUCUCGAAUCCAGCCCCUGUCUUCUGCUCCCCAGCUCCAUCUCAGACUCCCAGCCCUCUGUGGUCUUCUUGCAUUCCCUUCCCGCUCAGGUUCCGUCGGAGCCUGAAACUGGACUGUCUCUGGCUGUCGAAUAUGACUCCAAUCCCCUGUUAAGCCGUCCUACCGAUCUGGAGUGUGAACUCAUAGGCUUUACGCAGCCAGAUCCCGAACCCGCAUCCGAUGCUCCCGGGUCGGAACUCAAAACUCACGAGGAUGCUUUCCAUGACAUCCCGCACCCCUCAGAUCACCUGGACUCCCUGUCCGCUGCGGAGGAGACCUCGCUGGGAGAAUCGGUGGGUCAGAGCUGCAUGAGUGACUUGUCUACUGUUUCCAGUAAGGACUCUCCCGAACUUCCAGCGGAGUUGGAUCAGUCGCUCAUGUCAGCAGCAGAGGCGGAGGAUGUGAGCUCGCAUCCUCUUCAUCAGCAGAGCUUCAAAACGGAUCUCAGCGAGCCCGACAGGGUGUCGGCGGAGACGAAAGACCCGGUUCUGUGUCCGGCGGAGCCCGGCGCCGUUGAGCGCCUGAUGCUCGGCUCCGAGGUUCGAGUCACGCUGGAUCACAUCAUCGACGAUGCGCUCGUGGUGUCGUUUCGCUUGGGCGAGAAGAUCUUCUCUGGGGUACUCAUGGACCUUUCGAAAAGGUUUGGACCUUAUGGGAUUCCUAUAACCGUGUUCCCCAAAAGAGAGUAUAAGGACAAACCAGAAUCUAUGCAGCUAAAGACGGAAGCAUUCCAGUCAGAGACAGAUAAGGAUGUCACUCAAGGACCUAGUGAUGCCCCCAUUAAGGACCCUACGGAUGCUCCGGAUGCCUCUCUGAAGGACCCUGCUGAGACUCAUGCAGUGCCCCAGCCCUGUCCCAACCCUCAACCCAACCCAUGGACCUCAAAACCACCUCCUUUGUUUCAGGAGGGGGCCCCUUAUCCACCUCCACUGUUCAUCAGCGACACCUACAACCAGACGUUACCUCAGCCUCUACCACGCAAAAUCAAGCGGCCCAAGCGUAGGCUGUAUAGAGAGGAGCCCACUUCUAUAAUGAAUGCCAUCAAGCUCCGACCAAGACAAGUUCUGUGUGAUAAAUGUAAAGGGGCUGUAGUGCAAGGGGACAAGCGUGAAACACGCAGAGGCCCCAUUUCAGACUGCCGAAGUGACGAUGCCAAAAGACGGCGUAAUGACAGCGCAGCGGCAGCUGCUGGUAAGCGGUCCCGUAGUGAUCCACGUUCUGACGAGAAGGGCCGUGGUAUUGAUGGGCCCAAACGGCAGGGUUCGGCUGUACGGGUGUCGUCGGCCACCGCCUCUUCUCUGGGCCAUAGUCAGGUCAAAGGUGCAGCUGUAGGGAACAAAAUGGUGAAGGGGGUGUCUACUACAACCACGUCCUCGGCCAACUCUCGAGUGCAGCUCAAUGCCAAAAAAGUGCUUCAGAGUAAAAAUGUCGACCACUCCAAAGCACGAGAGGUGCUGAAGAUGGCCAAGGCUCAAAGAAGACAUAGAGAGACAGUCACAGGCAGUAGCGGGAAGACCAAGGCUAUAACCAGGGCUGCUGCCCUCCAGGAAGCCCACCAAAAGGUCCACUUCACCAGGCGACUGCAGCAGAUCAGUGGAGGAGGGCCAGGUUCCAACCCCCUGCCACCCAGGAUGCGCAUCAAGCCCCAAAGGUACCGUAACGAAGAGAACGAUUCUUCCUCAUGUAAGCUGCCUUGCUUGGAGAAAGUGCCGGGAGGGGGCCGUUUACCGCUGCCUAAACCAGCCCUGCCCUGCUGCACCUCCACACGCUCCUCCUCCUCCUCCUGCUCUGAAAGCCAAGUCGCCACAGCUGUAGAGCCCCACAGGCCAGAAAAAGCAAUCGAGUCCCUGCUCAGCCAGGCCCAACCCGAGCCCCUCCCAGCCCCGGAAUACAGGGAACCCCGAGCUGAGCCAGAGGAACAGGAGGGGCGGGAGGAAAAGCGGGAGACGCGUGGGAGCAAGGCUGGUAACCUAGUGGUCUACAUGACCCUUAACCCCAACCAUCCCGACUCCUCUAGUACCUCCAUGUGCAGCAUCGAUAGUGCAGAUGACUUAAAGUCAUCAAACUCUGAGUGUAGCUCUACCGAAACGUUUGACUUCCCCCCUCCUGGUGAUUUGCGUUCGGCCCCUGCCCCUGGCACAUCCUCCGCUUUUGCUUCUGCAUCUCCCUCUGCUCCUAAGGAUGACAAAAAUUUCAGUAAAUCCCUCAAAGCUGCUGUCUUUUCCAAAAACGUCACGAAGUGCGUUGCCUUGGAUGGCAGGACAAUUUGUGUAGGGGAAAUAGUUUGGGCCAAAAUCCUUGGCUUCCCUUGGUGGCCCGCCCGCAUCCUAGCCAUCACAGUGAGUCGCAAAGAUAAUGGGCUCUUAGUCAGGCAGGAGGCUCGGGUCUCUUGGUUUGGGUCACCCACCACUUCCUUCCUGGCCAUUACUCAACUUGCCCCAUUUCUAGAAAACUUCCAGUCUCGCUUUGACAAGAAGAGAAAAGGCCUGUAUCGUAAAGCCAUCACUGAGGCCGCCAAGGCUGCCAAGCAGCUCACACCCGAGGUCCGAGCCUUGUUAACUCAGUUUGAGACGUGAGGUGGUGUGUCUUCUUGGUAAGGUAGGCAAAACAGGCACUCGAGUUGGCCCUGUACCCCUUCUGACACCUCUCAAACUUUGCUGUACCCAGUCAGCUUCCAGAGUGUAAUCCAGAAAAGGCAACCAGGACUAAUUUAUUUUCGUUG